CGUAAACGCAAAAGUAUUCAGUUUUAAAUAUAAUAGUUUUGAUAUUGGAAUUCCAGUAUCACACUAUAUCAAACUAACGAGCCGAAUUCGGUGAUUGUCAAAAAUUGUAAGUGCUGUUGACCCAUUGCAGUCGGCCAGCGGUCUGGAAACUGACCGCAGUGUUUCAUAACAGACGUUUAAAUAUAAACAAUGGGUGGCACGUAUUCUUCAAUGGAUCCGAUGAAGAUUGAUGUACCAUACAUCGAUAAUUGGUUUGAACUGGACCCAUAUCUUAAACCCUACGAGAGAGAAAUUCGAAGAAGAUAUGGUUGUUUAAAAGAUAGCCUUGAGAACAUUCAGUUUUUUGAUCUUGGCAUACAAGGAUUUUUACACGGAUAUAACUUUUAUGGAAUUCAUAUCCAUCAUGAUAAAUCGGUAACAUGUCGAGAGUGGGCUCCAGGUGCAGCUCAGUUAUAUCUAACUGGCGACUUCAACAAUUGGAAUAGGAGUAGCCAUCCAUAUAAAAAAUUAGAUUAUGGCAAAUGGGAAAUAUGGAUUCCGCCAAAUCAUGAUGGAACAUGCGCUAUCAAGCAUCUAUCAGAAAUUAAAAUAGUAGUAAAAACCAAGGAUGGAGAUUUACUUGAUAGAAUUUCACCUUGGGCCACUUAUGUUGUGGAGCCUUCAAAAGAUGAUCCAGACAAAACUUAUAAACAUAAAGUUUGGCAUCCUCCGGCUCAUGAGAAGUAUCUAUUUACUCAAAAGAGGCCAAAUAAACCAAGAGGUCUUAAAAUUUAUGAGUGUCAUGUUGGUAUAGCAACAAAUGAAGAGAGAGUCGGUACAUAUAAGGAGUUUGCUGACAAUAUCAUACCCAGAAUUGCAGCUCAAGGCUACAAUGCAAUUCAACUAAUGGCUAUAAUGGAGCAUGCGUAUUAUGCUAGCUUUGGGUAUCAAGUAACUAAUUUUUAUGCUGCAUCUAGUCGGUAUGGAACUCCUGGAUUAAAAUAUUUAAUAGACACAGCUCAUAAAUAUGACUUAUUUGUUUUGCUGGAUGUUGUGCACUCACAUGCGAGUAAAAAUGUUCUGGAUGGCCUCAAUCAGUUCGAUGGUACUGAUAGUUGUUUUUUCCAUGCUGGACCUAGAGGAGUACAUUCCUUAUGGGAUAGCAGAUUGUUCAACUAUUCUGAGCAUGAAGUGUUACGUUUCUUACUUUCGAAUCUGCAUUGGUAUCACGAAGAAUAUUUAUUUGAUGGAUUCAGAUUUGAUGGUGUUACAUCUAUGGUAUAUCAUUCGCAUGGGAUCGGAGAAGGGUUUAGUGGAAAUUAUGAUGAAUAUUUUGGGUUGAAUGUUGACACUGAUGCUUUGGUAUAUCUCAUGCUUGCCAAUUAUAUGUUACACGAUCUAUUUCCAAGUAUUGUAACUAUUGCAGAGGAUGUAUCAGGAAUGCCUGGUUUGUGCAGACCAAUUGCUGAAGGAGGAAUAGGAUUUGACUACCGUUUAGGAAUGGCUAUUCCAGAUAAAUGGAUUGAAAUAUUAAAAAAAUGUAGAGAUGAAGAUUGGAAUAUGGGAAAUAUCGUACAUACCCUUACAAACCGUAGAUGGAGGGAAAAUACUGUUGCUUAUGCAGAAUCGCACGACCAAGCUUUAGUUGGAGAUAAGACAAUAGCGUUUUGGCUUAUGGAUAAAGAGAUGUAUACUCAUAUGUCGACUCUAUCAGAAAAUUCUAUAAUAAUCGAUAGAGGCAUUGCACUGCAUAAAAUGAUAAGAUUAAUAACUAAUUCACUGGGUGGUGAAGCAUACCUUAAUUUCAUGGGUAAUGAAUUUGGGCAUCCUGAGUGGUUGGACUUUCCACGUAAGGGAAAUAAUAGUUCCUAUCAUUAUGCACGAAGGCAGUGGCAUCUAGUUGAUGAUAAUUUAUUGAAAUAUAAAUUUUUGAAUAAGUUCGAUCAAGAUAUGAACUUUCUGGAAGCAAAAUAUGGAUGGUUAGAGUGCGAGCCUGGUUACGUAAGCUGGAAACAUGAGGAUGACAAGAUAAUAGCAUUUGAGCGCGGUGGUUUAGUAUUUGUUUUCAACUUUCACCCACAUAAGAGUUUUACUGAUUAUUUGGUCGGUGUUAGUGGGGAUGGUGCAUAUAAAGUGGUUCUUAAUUCAGAUGAACAUAUAUAUGGAGGUUUUGCAAGAGUUAAUAAUGAUGUCCUUCAUGUAACUCUUCCUGAAGGGUUUGCAAAUCGCAGAAGAUCUAUCAAGAUUUACAUUCCAUCACGAACUGCAAUAGUGUUUGCUUUUGUUAAAAAUUUUAAUUGUCAAUAA
This is a messenger RNA of Ctenocephalides felis (cat flea), 2286 nucleotides long. It is a transcript of the gene AGBE, whose product is annotated as 1,4-alpha-glucan-branching enzyme. Gene Ontology annotation, cellular component: cytoplasm. Gene Ontology annotation, biological process: glycogen biosynthetic process. Gene Ontology annotation, molecular function: 1,4-alpha-glucan branching enzyme activity; cation binding; hydrolase activity, hydrolyzing O-glycosyl compounds. Lineage: Eukaryota; Metazoa; Arthropoda; Insecta; Siphonaptera; Pulicidae. The record is from RefSeq and is a predicted model, not a curated record.